Cyprinus carpio (common carp) is the source of this 357-nucleotide messenger RNA. Its product is annotated as corticoliberin-like. The record is from RefSeq and is a predicted model, not a curated record. Lineage: Eukaryota; Metazoa; Chordata; Actinopteri; Cypriniformes; Cyprinidae. Gene Ontology annotation, cellular component: extracellular region. Gene Ontology annotation, molecular function: hormone activity.
AUGAAGCUGCACGUGCUGCUCGCUGCUGUGUCUCUCGGUGUCUUCGUCUCGCUUUCUGGAUCCGCUCCCGGACACACGAACACACCGCUGCCGGUGUUGAUGCGCUUAGGAGAGGAGUACUUCAUCAGGCUGGACAACGCCGACCGGAGAUCACCGCCAAGCACCGAGGCGCUUCAGCUGAAGCUCACGCAGCUCGGUCGUGUCGGUAACGGGAUCAUGAACAGCCUCGAGGAGCGGGAGCGCCGGUCGGAAGACCCUCCAAUUUCACUGGAUCUGACUUUUCACCUGGCGCGAGACGAACAAUUGGCCCAGCGCGCAAGCAACAACCGCAAGAUUUUGAACGAUUUAGGAAAAUAA